Molecule: messenger RNA, 1209 nt
Organism: Lachancea lanzarotensis
Lineage: Eukaryota; Fungi; Ascomycota; Saccharomycetes; Saccharomycetales; Saccharomycetaceae
Product: LALA0S05e06106g1_1
Exons: 1
Coding region: 1-1209 (402 amino acids)
Source: RefSeq, a predicted model, not a curated record
AUGUUUCGCCCUUUUGUCAUCAAAAGAGGAUUCUCAAGAGCCUGCCAGGCUUUUCAAAGCAUCAAAGAUGAUGAGGGCUAUCUAAAGAGACGUCUUACGCUGCUAAAAGACAACAACUCGCUAGAUGAGAAAGAUCCGUUGUAUAAACUCAUCAGAAAUGAGGAACUUGACGAAGUUGCCCAGAAUAUACCUCAAAAAGAGUUUGAGCAUAGAUUUAGGACUGAGAUAGAAGCUGCUAAACUUGGGAGCCAUAUUGGUAAAGAAGUACGAGAGAUAGCGAUGUCCAAGCCUUGGACAGGUGAUGAACACUUCACUGACACUUCACUCAGAAUGCUGAUGGACUCAGUUAAAGGCGCAAAAAGCAUUCCUGGCAAGAGUUUGGAAAAUUUGGCAUUUAAAUCGACCACAGAUACCGCAAAAAACCUUAAGGGCGUGGAUAACAAGAAUUUAAGGAUUAGAGACCGUUUGGAAGCAGCUCAAGACAGUAUAAUCAGUUACCGGAAUGAAAAAGAGGACCUAAAAGGCGAGAAAAAAGAAGCGUCUGAGUUCCAUACGCUUUACGCCGAAAAAUUCACACCGAUAGGGUCGUUCGAAAAACUCCGAACUCUUGCAGAUGUCCGGAUCGAGGAAAGCAUGAAAAAAGGUGAAUUUAAGUCUACAGGCCAGUAUCGAGGUAAAAAGUUGGCUAUGGAGUCACCAAGGCCAUACGUAGAUCGUACUGAGCAUCAUCUCAAUGACAUCUUGGCAAGACAAAAGAUAUCGCCACCUUGGAUCGACAAGCAAAGUUCAGUUAACAUAGAAAUAUCCCGAUUGAGAUCGACCUUUGCGGACAGUUACCAUAGGGAGCUUAUUUUCCAAAUGGAUGCCAAAAGAAUAUUUGAGCGCGGAAGUAAACCUCCAAAUAUAUUUUACUUGGAUGAGAUUAAACUCUCUGCCUUUAGCAAAUGGGCGAAAUCCUUCAAUACUAUUGCCCAAUCAAAGGUCAACGAACUUAAUAACUCUUUGAGAUCGUACAACCUACAAGCUCCGUUGUCAACGCAGAAGUUUUACUUAUUGGUUGAUAAAGAGCUUGCCCGAGCCCUCAGUGACACAGAUGUGUCAGAAGUAUUCGAAAAAGAACAAAAAUUGCGGCUCUCACGGAUGACAGAGAGCUUGAAUUCGCCGAAGACCUUGGGAUUGGCGUGGCCCAAGCUUCUCAAGUUCUGGUAA